Messenger RNA from Mollisia scopiformis, 2648 nucleotides. Its product is annotated as putative polyubiquitin binding protein. Bases 225 to 2540 code for a protein of 771 amino acids. NCBI's taxonomy places the organism in Eukaryota, Fungi, Ascomycota, Leotiomycetes, Helotiales, Mollisiaceae. Gene Ontology annotation, biological process: ubiquitin recycling; proteasome-mediated ubiquitin-dependent protein catabolic process. The record is from RefSeq and is a predicted model, not a curated record. Gene Ontology annotation, cellular component: nucleus; cytoplasm. The transcript is spliced from 3 exons. Gene Ontology annotation, molecular function: ubiquitin binding.
UGAACAUGGAAAUCUUUCUGUGAAUUUCUUAUUUUUCUUUUUGAGAACUUCACCGUAGGCACGAUAUCUUCAAGGUCGACUGGAGAGGUACUUUCAUUAAUAAAGUUCUUCACGGUCUCAUUAGUCACAUUCCCUGCUCCCCACCAACAGCUUGAUAUCCAUCUGGCGCAUUUCCCCCACUACAACAGAGCUUCAUAUCCGGCGCAUUGCCUGGUCUGGUGACAAUGGCAGCAUACAAGCUCUCUGCCUCUCUAUCUGGUCAUGAUGAUGAUGUCCGUGGCGUAGCAUUUCCAACAUCAAAAGCUGUCCUUUCGGCUUCUCGAGAUGGCACGGUCAGAUUAUGGAAACUCACCUCCGAAAACCACCCUGUUUACGAUGACACCAUCUCCUCUCACGCCGGCGCAUGGAUGAACACAGUGGCAUACCUCCCGCCGAAUGCUGAAUACCCCGAAGGUUUGAUUGUUUCUAGUGGCAAGGAUGUGGUCAUUGAUGUUCGACAACCUUCAAGAGCAGCAGAAGAUAACGCAGAAGCCCUUUUGCUAGGACAUAGUAGGGACGUGUGUGCUUUGGAUAUCGACCAAGAAGGCAAAUAUAUUGUCAGUGGCUCAUGGGAUCAUGAUGCUCGAAUAUGGCCUAUUGGGAAGUGGGAAUCUGAUAUAGUGCUGAGAGGACAUGAGGGAACUGUUUGGGCGGUUCUUGCUUAUGAUCCAGAGAAGAUCAUUACUGGUUGCGCUGACCAAAAGAUUCGAUUAUUCCACAAGUCCGGCAAGCUUCUCAAUACAUUUCAGGCCAGCAGAGGUCCGAUUCGAGCACUAUGUCGAGUACCCAAAGGUCAUCCCUCAGGGGCAGAUUUCGCUUCUGCAGAUAACGAGGGUAUUAUUCGACUGUGGUCGAUAUCUGGGAAGCAGAUUGCAGAGCUACACGGACACGAGAGUUUCAUCUAUUCUCUGGCGGCUCUUCCAACUGGUGAGCUGGCCAGUUCUGGAGAGGAUCGUACAGUGAGGAUAUGGAAAGGAACCGAGUGCAUACAAACGAUUACGCAUCCUGCGAUUUCCGUUUGGGGUGUGGCUGUUUGUGCGGAGAAUGGAGAUAUCGUCUCUGGAGCAAGUGACAAAGUGGUUAGGGUGUUUACACGAAGUGAGGAAAGAGUGGCAGCUGCUGAAACAGUAGCACAAUUCGAUGAAGCUGUCAAGGGAUCUUCGAUACCUCAACAGACAGUAUCUGUGAACAAGGAGAAUUUACCUGGGCCACAAUUUUUGACACAAAAAUCCGGGACCAAGGAUGGACAGGUUCAGAUGAUUAAGGAGUUGAAUGGGGCAGUUACGGCGCAUACAUGGUCUGCUGCUGAAAACCAAUGGAUCAAUGUUGGAACUGUCGUUGAUGCCGUUGGUAGCAGUGGGAAGAAGGUCGACUAUCUCGGACAAGAAUACGACUUUGUGUUUGAUGUGGAUAUCGAGGAUGGGAAGCCACCGUUGAAGUUACCCUACAACUUGGCUUCAAAUCCAUAUGAAGCAGCGACAAAGUUCAUUCAAGAUAAUGAGCUGCCGAUUACGUAUCUUGAUCAGGUUGCGAAUUUCAUUACCACGAAUACGCAAGGUGCCACAGUUGGUCCAGCAGCCCCAGCUCCAACUGGACCGGAUCCAUGGGGAAGUGAGAAUCGAUAUCGACCAGGAGAAACGAACGCACCAAGUGUGACAGCUCCUCCAAAGAUCUUACCCCAGAAGGAUUAUUUGAAUAUUCUUGUUGCAAGAAUCCCAGCGAUGCAAAAGAAGAUCACGGAACUGAACCAGGCCUUACUCGCAGAAGGUCGCAAGGAUAUUUCGAUGAACCCGACAGAGCUUACUGUUCUCUCUAAUUUAUGCAAGCAUCUUGAGACCGUUGGUGCGACCAAGACAUCGCAAUCUGUAAGAGGAGGAUUAGAUCUAGCUAUCAAAUUGGCUAUUGAAUGGCCAUACAAAGACCGGCUACCUGGACUUGAUCUUCUUCGUCUUUUGGUCGUUGCACCAGAUACUGCUACAUUUACGCAUUCAGGAGGCGCCAAUAUCGUGGAUAUCCUCGAAGUUGGAGCGACAGAGACGGAAACUCCUGCCGAGAACCAUGUCAUGAUGGCUGUUCGAGCAUUUGCCAACUUAUUCGAAUCGAUGGAAGGUCGACAGCUUGCCGUUCGAGAGUUCGACAAGAUCCAGAAGGUUAUUACAGCAUCGAUAGCCAAUAGCACCAAUCGAAACCUUCUCGUUGCAGCAAGCACCGUUUAUAUCAACUACUCCGUCUACUUCAAGUCUGAGGGUGAUAAGACUUCGUUUGAGCAUGUUCUGGCUGUGCUAGAUAUCCUUGGCAAGAUUCUGUCGACUCAGACUGAUUCUGAGGCUGUUUAUAGAGCUUUGGUGGCUACUGGGACUCUUCUUACUCUGGAUGAUGAGAUUAAGAGUGCGGCGAAGGAUGUCUAUGGAAUUGAGAAGAGUGUUUCGACUGCGGUGGGUAAGGCUAUGGAUCCUAGGAUCAAGAAUUUAGCAGGAGAGAUCAGGGGACUAUUGAAGUGAUGAAGAGAUGAACGAAACGAAGCAUUUGGCGGUUCUCAAAAGCAGCAUAGCAUAGCUUGCACAUGAAACUGUUUAGAUUUCUGAUUUAGUCUCAAUUCAUGAUGUGAC